CAAACGCCCGGUCGGAGGCGGCGAGGUUGGGCUGGGCGCUGCUUCUCCACAAGUGCUGCUGCUGCCGAGGCCGCGUGAGGGAAGCGCGGCGGAGGGACCGGGAAGAGGAGGCGGCGGCCAUGACCAAGUACUGCCGGGCGCCCAACUGCUGCAACUCCGCCAGGGAGCCGAGGCCGGACAACCGGCGCCUCAGUUUUUACAAGUUUCCUCUGCACGAUCCUGAACGUCUCCAGCAAUGGCUCUCCCAGAUGAACCAAGAAAAGUGGGUCCCGACGAAGCACCAGCACUUGUGCAGUGAGCACUUUGCCCCGUCCUGCUUUGAAUACCGGUGGGGGGCGCGCUUCCUGAAGCCUGACGCUGUUCCCACCAUCUUCCAGACCUCAGAUGGCUCGCUGAAGAGGGAAAACCCGGCCAGGACGUCCUCCAGUGUCCCAGCUAAGAAGCUCAUCAUUGAAUGCCAAGGGGAGAGGAGCGUGCCAGUACCCCGAGCCAUAAGCCACCCUGAGCCAAACGCCCUGGAAACGCUUGCCAUCGCCAUUGACCCCAGCGUGUCAGCUGCCCCCAUCUACGUGGAGACCCAGUCCUCCGCCUCAGACAUCCAUGCCCUCUCAGGCCCCUUGGUUGGGGCUGUGAACCUCUUGCCUUUGGUCCAAAUCGUGGAGCCCCUCAAGGCUGUGACUCUGACUGUGGCUUCCCCGGUUGAUGCUGGCCAGCCUCUUCCGGACCGGGUGGAGCAGCAGGUGGUUGACUUCUUGGCCUCGCUGCCACCGGCAACCCUAGAAGCUAUGCCGGGCUCGUCCAGGGGGGCCUCUGAGCCCUUUUGUGCAGAGGUGGUGGCGGCCGCCGACCAGCCGCCGCUGCGGGCCCUGGUGGCCGACCCAGUCAUGGCGACGGAGCAAGGGGCGCUCAUCAUCGAGAAUGUCUCCAUCGAGCCGUUUCUGGAGGCUGACCCCUCCACCACCACUGCUGUCCUGAGCUCCCUGCAGGAGCCGCCCGCCGAGAUGGUGGCGUACUUUGAGACCAUCCCGACGGCACCCAUCUCAGCUGCCGCCUCUUCCGGCGUGACCCCCCCUGAGACGGUGCUGUCCUCUGCCCUGAGCCUCCCCAUUGUCUCCACCGUCCCCAUUGUCUCCAACCAGGCGCCUCCAGAGGCCCCCCCGGCGGAGGAGGAGGAGAGGCUGGAGGAGCUGAGCUCGGCCGAGUCCUUGGAGGAGCAGCUGGAGGAGCAUCGCUACCACAAGCAUGAGGGGACGGCCUCGGAGCUUGUGGAGGUGGUGAUGGGCCUUCAGAAGAAGGUGAAGGUUCUCCAGCAGAGGCACCGCCGGCACUGCGCAAAGCUGGAGGCCAUGGAAGGGGUGGUGGAGCAGCUGCGGAAGGAGAACCUGGUGUCCGAGGAGAAGCUGAAGCUGCUGGAAAUGGCCUGCCUACAGUCCAGCACUCUUGUGCCCGAAGCCGGCGGUGCUGUGGCCAUCAUCUGCCAGGACAAUGACCAGGCGCUGGUCUACGCCGUGCCCCAGCUCCCAGAAGAAGGGAACGAGACCAUCAUCCACGUGGAGGAGCAGUAAUCUUGGAGGCGGCAGAGGGCAGUUGGGAGCCAACCCUUGUUGCGUUCCAUUUAGCCGAAGGCACCUGUCAGGGAGGUCCCCGGCGCUGACGUCCUUCAGCUGCGAGAAUCUCAAGCCUGGCGCCACCGGGCCUCUUCUUAUUUCAGCUGCCUAACACAAUAGCCUUAUUGCGACGGUACCUUAUUUUGCGGGAAAGUUGCCUGAAAUAAUUGUACAUAAAAAUUGGGUGGGGUGAAUUGAGCCACUGAGUGUGCGUGUGUGUUUGCCUCCUCUUCUGCACCUGCGCUUGAGCCUCGAAGCCGCCGCUGCCUCAUUUGUCAUGAUAACCGCUGCUUGGUGUGAGCCAGACUGUCCUUGCCAGCUUGCUUUGCUAGCAAGGCAAAGGCAAGGGCGGACAGGCCCAUCUUGGCGGCUAAACUGCUGUACCGCUUUUUGGGCACCUGAAAUUGCCACAUUUUGCUGUUGGGCCCUCUUAGGUGCCUUUCUAAAGGGCUCAGCUUCAGGACAUCUCUCUCUCUCUCUCUCUCUCUCUCUCUCUCUCUCUCUCUCUCUCUGUCUCUCUCUGUCUGUCUGUCUGUCUGUCUGUCUGUCUGUCUCUGUCUCUUUGUGUGUGUGAGAGAGAAUUGCCCCUCUCUCUUCCCGCUUCCAGCAGAACUUAAUGCACAGACUGCUGGUAUCUCAGCACUCUCCACAUUAAUCUGAAGGCAAAAGUAUUUGCUACUUCUCCCCAUAGACCUUUCAUACCUAGGCGCAUGUGGGAUCAUAAGGCCACCUGGUGCCUGGGAACAGGUGGUGUCCAUACGGGGGGGGGGGCGUUUAGGAGAGAGAAGCAGAAAGGAAUCUCACACACCCCCUUUGUGGAGAACAUGUAGUGGAAGCCAUUAACAAGAGGCCGUGAUGAAUGGCAAUCCCACAUGCACUCCUGCUACAAAACCAGAUCAGAUUGAAACCAGAUCAGUACACAAGAACAUAGCACCAUCCACAGAGCUGAGCUGCGAAAGUGUUUUGAGCGUUCCAAGGGACUCUCUCUAAUCUUUUCAGCUGCUUGACAGAUUGCGUAGUAACAGAAUCGUUUCAGAUCCAGUGCCUGCGCUUGCGUUGACCCAUAGCAGCUCCUUGCGGUCUCUUGACGAGCAAUUCUGUUCAGUCGAGUAGUGCAAACAGGCCAUGUCUGACUGAAGGUGAAGGCUUGGUAGGGAGAUUGUAGCAGCCUGUCUCAACUGUCUUAAUCUAGCAAACUUCAGGGAAGUGCCAACAUGGUGCACUUCAGCUCGUUUGUCAAAACGUUGAAGGUCUGCAUUUGACAACAAAGCCUCCAUAACUUACAGCGCAACCACGGAGGUCUACCUGAGCCCCACUCGGGUAUUUAAAUUCCUCGCAUGGGUGAGGAGGUUGAGGAUGACUAUCUCCACCCCCAUUGUCUCCCCACAAGGUGGGGGAGCCAAACAUCUGCAGCAGAGUGCCUGUCCUGCUUAUGUAAACACCCCCUUUUUCUGGUGAUCUAGAACCCUGGAAUAUCAGAAUUCUAGAAUCCACAGGGAGCCUUCCAACACACGGAAGGCAAUAUUGCCAGCUUCAGGGAACAUGAAGGAGGGCAGUAUCCCCAUGCCCCCACCCCUGUUCCCCCCCUCAUGUGAUGCAGCCAGCAGGGUGGGGAAGAGCUUUGGCAGGAAGCAUAUCUGGGUUGCCUAGGGCUGUUGUUUCCUCCUAAGGACCCAUUGCUACACUGACUGCGCUUUGCAUCCUAUUCCAAGGAUCCUGUCACAUCCUUUGCUGGUUCAGAUGGAAGAUCGCCUCUGGUCCUUCAUCCUGCUUCCCACGGUGACUUGCCGGGUGCCCCUCGGAAGGCUGCCAGUGGGGCUUGAAGGCAAAUAGUACCCCCUACCCCACAAUCUGCUCAGUGGCAGAUUCUCACAUUAGCAGAUGUUGCUUCCCUAAGUCACUAUCAUGUCGUCAGGGAUGAUAGUGGAAGACUUUACAGGAAUGUCUGCUUCUCCUUGGGUACUCUCAGUCUUCCAUCUAGACUCCUUUCAGCUUUUCUUUUCUUUUGAGGAUGUCCUCUUGCAGCUACCAUCUUAGGGUUUCUUGUCAUGCAAUAUUUUUGCCCCAUAACCAGCCAAAUAAAGUUGUUUUGAGUUUGUGAGUGAGUGGAUGUUAUGAUAAACCCUCCUUUAAAAAAAAUGUUAUUAAGGUUUUGCUUUUUUUAAAAAAAAAAACACGGGUCUCUGUAAUUGAAAGUUAAUCGAGGAGUAGGAGGAAAGGCUGAAAAAUAAAAUGCGACAUUGUGAUUGUAGAUCUUGGUGAUGGGCAGAACCUGACG
This is a messenger RNA of Zootoca vivipara (common lizard), 3885 nucleotides long. RefSeq names its product THAP domain containing 8 (gene THAP8). The record is from RefSeq and is a predicted model, not a curated record. Lineage: Eukaryota; Metazoa; Chordata; Lepidosauria; Squamata; Lacertidae.